AUGGACAGAAGUGGUACAGUAUCACAAAGUUUUUUUCGCUCCAUGGUCCUUGAGAUGUGCAACUUGAGGCAUUUCACCUGGAUCAGACUGCGAAUCAGAAGCUGCCAGCACAAACAGUCUUGUCGAGAAAGGCCUGCUAUGCUGUAUAGCUGCCCAAAACUCUCUCCAACCGGCUGGUUCUGUGUGACGCGCAGUGACACACAUAUGGUGAAUGCCAAGGAAUCCAAAUCGGCGUGUGAAGGACAACAGUGUCUCGUGUCGCAUCGAAGCCACCAAGUUGGUGGGCCCAGAGACAUCUACAAGAGCCUUCGAUCCAAUCGAGAUGUGCAAGAGGAGGACUUGCUCUACGUCACCAGCAUUGUGAGGGGAGAGGAGAUCUUGCCGCCCUCCCCACCGGAAGGCUAUGGCAACCCUCCGACCAAGCUGGAGCAGGCCAUGACGAGCAGAAAAGCUGCACUGUGCCGAACCUGA
Messenger RNA from Durusdinium trenchii, 471 nucleotides. The record is from the annotation of a GenBank genome assembly. NCBI's taxonomy places the organism in Eukaryota, Dinophyceae, Suessiales, Symbiodiniaceae.